Messenger RNA from Aspergillus luchuensis, 1191 nucleotides. RefSeq names its product amidohydrolase family protein. Gene Ontology annotation, biological process: secondary metabolic process. Bases 1 to 1191 code for a protein of 396 amino acids. Gene Ontology annotation, molecular function: hydrolase activity; carboxy-lyase activity. The transcript is spliced from 3 exons. Gene Ontology annotation, cellular component: cytosol; cytoplasm. The record is from RefSeq and is a predicted model, not a curated record. NCBI's taxonomy places the organism in Eukaryota, Fungi, Ascomycota, Eurotiomycetes, Eurotiales, Aspergillaceae.
AUGCAAGGGAUCGGGUACAGCUGCGCAACAAACAACAGCCCAAGCUGCACCAAAGUCACGAAGUCACCUGGGUUUGCAACUGAGAAUCGAUGGCUCUUAGCCGUGAUUAUAAUGCAUCCAUUUUCCUACCUACCCACCGGCAUUGCAAGCUUCCUGGGUAUGUCUACGGGUGGCAUAGGUCCGGGAUAUCCGACCACCAUGGACAAUGGCAGUGCAGUUAUGGCCCAGCAACUACCGCAGAAGAGUGAUAUCCACCAUCACCUCGUCCCCGAUUUCUUUCGUCAGGCCGUUGAAGAUGCAGGCGGCGACCCAACAGGCUUGCCAGUCCCCGCAUGGACCGUCGAGGACUCUCUCCAGGACAUGCAGGAUAAUGGUGUCCGUAAAGCCAUCCUUUCGUUAACCACCCCAGGUGCAGUCAUUACUGGCAACAACGACACAGCUCGGUCGCUAGCCCGAAGGGUCAAUGAAUAUGCCGCCAACCUGCGCGACCAGAACCCCGAACGGUUCGGAUUCUUCGCCGCGCUGCCUUCUCUCCUGGAUGUACCUGGUACAUUGGCUGAAAUCGAGUACUCCCUCGACACACUCAAAGCCGACGGGGUCACCGUGUUCACCCGAUACGGCGAUGGAAACAACUACCUAGGUCAUUCUCAGUUCACCCCCAUAUGGAAGGAACUGGAUGAUCGCAAAACCGUGGUUCAUAUCCAUCCUACCAUGCCUGAUGACACCAAUUGGAUUGAUCCGAUUAUGCCGCCUCCGAUGCUUGACUUCCCUCAGGAGACUACACGGACUGCUGUGGAUAUGAUAGUUAACAACGUCACGCAGCAGUUCCCGAACUGUCCCAAGAUUCUCUCGCACGCGGGUGGGACAUUGCCGUAUCUGAUCUCGCGGCUGGCUGUAACUUCCCGAGACACGAUGGCCCAAAAGGGUCCCUAUGGAAAGACUUACUUUGAAUUUAUGGAGGCAUUGCGUGGGUUUUAUUAUGACCUUGCUCUUUCGAGUGCUCCGGCUGUCCUGAAUCUUCUGCUGGAUCUGAUACCGCAUGACCGUAUUAUGUAUGGGUCCGAUUACCCGAAUGCUCCUCCGAUCAAAGUAGCUGGAUACCGAGAGAACCUAGAUGCGUUUCAUAUGAACGAGGAGCUACGGGAUAUGGUCUAUUUCGGGAACGCGCAGAAACUUCUGUCUGGAGCUUGA